AAUCUUCAGCACUUAUAUGACCUUAUUGUGUUACAAGUGUCGUAAAACGCUUUAAGACUAAAACAAAUAACCUUUCAACGUCCAAAGAAGCAUUCAACCAAUACAAUCACAAACCAUCAUCAGGUGCUGAGUGCCGGUGUCAGUUUCCAGUUUAGUAGCUAAGAUGCCAUGGAAGCUUUCAGUGCAAGGAAAGGAGAGACACUAACACGUGACAUGUGGUUCAUAUUACAUUGUAGCGUUGAGGUGUUUACUUCAUCGUUGUUGUCGUUACCUUACGUUAAGUAUUUUGUAUUUCGAGUCGGUUUAUUGAUUUCGGCAUUGUAUAACCUUCAACACCCUAAAGGAAAAAAACAACCCGCAACAAAACAUAAAAAACAAUAGCAAGGUCAACAACAGCAAAAUGAUACUGCAUGUACUUGUAUUGUGAAGACUGACGCAGAGUCAAUAAAGUUUUCCAGCAUAUUAUUAUUAUAUUAUUAUCGUAUCUUCCAAAGAGUAAACAUACCGACGUUUUGAAUACUUGGGAUAAAGAAUACUCCUCUCACUCAACACGCACUGAUCUCCCACCUAAGGCUUCUCUCCUUGUUCAAGUGAAUGUUUUACGACACUUGCAGCACAAUAUGGUCAUAUACGUGCUGAGGAUUAGAGGUGUUACAAGAGAGUUAAAAAAAAAAGAAAAAAAAAGGAGGAAAUAUAAGGAUGAUAGAUGUUUGAUAGGAAAGAAAAGGUAAACCACCCUAGCUUCUCUACUACAUAAGGCACUUCUCUCCCACAGAGCAUGGGGAUGUCCCUCAGUUUCCGGGACUCUGUACGGGAGGCCAUGGACGUACACAGACGGUCACGUGACAGGUGUCAGAGUCCGGCCUGUGAGACAAAGCUCUGGAAAGCCAACCACGAGCUUAAACAGGCACGGACGGAAAUUGGCCAGUUACAGGAACAGUUAGCGCAGAUGAGCAUCCAGAACCCUAACGUGGCGGUGUGGCGUUAUGAUCCUGAGACCGUUGACGUCAUAGAGAGCCAGGCUGACGAGAUGGCGGAAUGGGAGGGUCAGGCUGAGGCCAGUGGCUCACAGAGUGAGGAGGACGCCGUCAGAGUCACUCUCUUGUGAUGAAUGCACAAUGCUUUAUGCAGCUGUUUUGAUGAAAGUUUGAGAUAGACAGGACCACAUUGACACAGCAACGGUUAUAAUAAUAAUAAUAAUAACAAUAACAAUAAUAAUAAUAAUAACAAUAAUGUAAUAAUAAUAAUAAUA
Aplysia californica (California sea hare) is the source of this 1252-nucleotide messenger RNA. RefSeq lists its product as uncharacterized. Bases 779 to 1108 code for a protein of 109 amino acids. The record is from RefSeq and is a predicted model, not a curated record. Lineage: Eukaryota; Metazoa; Mollusca; Gastropoda; Aplysiida; Aplysiidae. The transcript is spliced from 2 exons.